Budorcas taxicolor (takin) is the source of this 2913-nucleotide messenger RNA. It is a transcript of the gene TICAM1, whose product is annotated as TIR domain containing adaptor molecule 1. Bases 323 to 2665 code for a protein of 780 amino acids. The record is from RefSeq and is a predicted model, not a curated record. Gene Ontology annotation, biological process: response to exogenous dsRNA; positive regulation of canonical NF-kappaB signal transduction; lipopolysaccharide-mediated signaling pathway. Lineage: Eukaryota; Metazoa; Chordata; Mammalia; Artiodactyla; Bovidae. Gene Ontology annotation, molecular function: protein kinase binding. The transcript has 3 exons.
UGCGCCUGGGGCUACAGGCGCGCCCUCUGCGCUGUGCCUUCCGCGGGCAUCGCCACCAGGCCGUCCGGCCACCAACCUCCGCCCCGAGGACGCGAGGCGUGCGGCCGGUCGCUCCCGCGACCCCAGCAGCUAUUUCAGAUGGACUUCUCACACUGUUGCUGGUGAAGUCGGGAGUUGGUCAGCUCUACAGCCCCCAGGGGUCCUAGUACCCGUGAGCAGGGUGGAGACACCGGGCCUGCAGCGCAGCGGGCAGGGUGCGGAACAUGACUUCAUCAUCCAGCGCUUCUCCCGCAGCCGCUGGAGGCCACACCCACCUGAGCCCAUGGCCUGCACCGGCCCUUCGCUCUCUGGAGCCUUUGACAUUCUAGGCGCGGCGGGUCAGGACAAGCUCUUGUAUCUUAAGCACAAACUGAAGACCCUGAGGCCCGGCUGCCGAGGGGCGUACCUCCUGCACGCCAUGGUGCUCCUGAAGCUGGGCCAGGAGACCGAGGCCAGGAUCUCCCUGGAGGCCCUGAAGGCGGAUUCGGUGGCCCAACUGGUGGCCCGCCAGUGGGCUGGGGUGGACAGUACCGAGGCUCCAGAGGAGCCCCCAGACGUGUCCUGGGCCGUUGCCAGGGUGUACCACCUUCUCGCCGAGGAGAAGCUGUGUCCCGCGACUAUGCGGGAGGAGGCCUACCGGGCAGCCCUCCGAGCUUUCAGCUCCAGGGACGACCUCCAGCUGGGGGAGCUCCAGGAAGAGGCCCGGGACCGGUGCGGGUGGGACGUCCUUGGGGAUCUGGGAGGAGUCCAAACACUGCAUUCCGCUCUGGGCUGCCUCCCGCCGCCGUCCUCGGCCUCACUUUCCCGGACGCGCAGCGACCCGCAGCCCAUAGAGCAUCUUUCGGGCUGGAGCAGAGCGUGUUCCCUAAGAUCCACUGGCAGCCCGGCCUCCUUGGGCAGCAACUUGGAAAUCAGUCAGUCGCCCACCAUGGCCCUCCUGAGCGUGCACCACAGCCCCCACGGGCCCAGCAAGCUGUGUGACCAUCCCCAGGCCAGAGUGGUGCCCGAGCCUGCCCCUUUGGGUUGCCAGGAACCCGAGGAGAUGAGCUGGCCCCCAUUGGUGGAGGCUGCUGGCUCCCCGGUGCGGCCGAGCAGCCCAGGCCCCGGGCUUCCCGAGGUGACCACCGAUGCCUGCCCCGCCAGCCCGCACUACCCACCGGAAGUUCCGGAAAUCAGCGCCCACUAUCCGGUGGAGUGUACGGAUGUGCCAGCAGCCCCGAAAUCUCUCCCCUCGCCUUCCAAAAACGCCUGCCUAGUCACAGAUCAGACGCCAGUCCAACUUUCAGAGGAAGACACCGCUUACCUGUCGGCUCAGCCACGCCCACCAACUCCUUCUGUGCCCCAAACAUCCCCAUCUUUUCCUUCCCCAUCAACGUCUCCCUUUCCUUCCCCAUCGACCCCUCCUGAGGCUCACCCGACCCCUGCUACGGCUCACCCGACCCCUGCUACGGCUCACCCGACCCCUCCUACGGCUCACCCGACCCCUCCUACGGCUCACUCGACCUCUCCUAAGGCUCACCCGACCGUCUGGAACCCAGAGCCCCCUCCUCCGGAGCUGGAGUCCGAGCAGAAAUUCUUUAACUUUGUGGUGCUCCACGCCAGUGCAGACGAGCACAUCGCAUUGCGCGUGCGCGAGAGGCUGGAGGCGCUGGGCGUGCGCGAUGGGGCCACGUUCUGCGAGGAUUUCCAGGUGCCCGGGCGUGGCGAGCUGCACUGCCUGCAGGAUGCUCUAGACCACUCGGCAUUCAUCAUCCUGCUGCUCACCUCCAACUUCGACUGCCGCCUGAGCCAGCAUCAGACGAACCAGUCUCUGAUGAGCAGCCUCACGCGCCACGGAUGGCAGGACUGCGUCAUUCCCUUCCUGCCCCUGGAGAGUUCCCUGGCCCAGCUCAGCCCCAGCACGUCUAGCCUGCUUACCGGCCUGGUGUUGCUGGACGAGCACUCCAAGAUCUUCGCCAGGAAGGUGACCAACACCUUCAAGCCCCAGAUGCUGCGGGCCCGCAAGGCCAAGUGGAGGAAGGAACAGGAUGCCCGGGCACUGCGGGAACAGAGCCAACAGCUGGAAAGUGAACGGCAGCACGCAGCGGCGUGGGGCGCGGCGUGCUCGGCUUAUGUCCAUAGCUACCUGGCCUACCAGACGCAGGUGGAGAAGCUCCAGGUUGCUUUGGCGAACUACAUGCCAUUUGGAACUCAGCUGCCCUUUGGGGGACAGGGGUCCCUGGGAACCCCACCAUCACCCUUUCCCACCCUGCCGGGUCAUCAGCCACCGCCCCUACCUCCUUGGCUGGGGGGCACACCCCCACCGAUCUUCCCGCAACCCCCACCGACCUUUCCGCAACCCCCACCGACCUUCCCGCAAACCCCACCGACCUUCCCGCAACCCCCGCCGACCUUCCCGCAACCCCCACCGACCUUUCCGCAACCCCCACCGACCUUUCCGCAACCCCCACCGGCCUUCCCACAGCCCCCGGACUUCUCACAGGCACCACCUGCGCGUCCUCAGAGCCCUGGGCUCCAGCCCCUCAUCAUACACCAUGCACAGAUGGUACAGCUGGGGGUCAACAACCACAUGUGGAAUCAGAGAGGGACCCAGGCACCCGAGGACAAGACGCGGGAAACGGAAUGACCAAGUGACUGGAUCCGAUGACCUCGGCUUUGGCCACUCCCCUUCAUCUCUAGGGGGGGGGUGGAGCACGGGGUUUUUUGCUACUUUCAGGACACUGCAGGGGAGAACUUCCGUCUCAGGAAAUAGGGCAAAAUCGGCCCCAUGACUUUCUGGCCCUGGAGGUGGCCAGAACUGGAUAUGAGUUUAUAAAUUCUCUCUCUUCCCCUCUCUCUAGAUGGUAGUGAUGGGGAAUGAGCUGGGGGUAUGGG